Molecule: messenger RNA, 1095 nt
Organism: Chanos chanos (milkfish)
Lineage: Eukaryota; Metazoa; Chordata; Actinopteri; Gonorynchiformes; Chanidae
Gene: tatdn1
Product: TatD DNase domain containing 1
Exons: 12
Coding region: 102-947 (281 amino acids)
Cellular component (GO): cytosol
Molecular function (GO): 3'-5'-DNA exonuclease activity
Source: RefSeq, a predicted model, not a curated record
UUUGCAAUGGCAAACCAUAAGUUUAUCGGUAGGAAGUCUACAAUGGCCGUUCCUGUUUCUUGUCUGCAUUUUUGUACAUUGGUAUUAAUCUGACAGACCCCAUGUUUAGGGGAAUUUACAGAGGCACCCAGAAACACCAAGAUGAUUUUGACCAAGUUAUACAAAGAGCCCUCCAUGUCGGAGUUGAGAAGUUUAUGAUCACGGGGGGAAAUCUGGAGGACAGUAAGGAGGCUCUGAAGUUGGCAGAGAGCAGAGAUGAGUUUUACAGUACGGUGGGUUGUCACCCGACUCGCUGCGGUGAGUUUGAGCAGCAGGACCCAGAGCAGUACGAUGCUGCCCUGAGAAGCCUGGCCAAAGCCAACAGAGGCAAAGUGGUGGCCGUCGGCGAGUGCGGACUGGAUUUUGACAGGUUGGAGUUUUGUCCCAGAGAGACUCAGCUCAAGUACUUUGAGAAGCAGUUUGACCUGGCAGAGGAGGUCAGACUGCCCAUGUUCCUACACUGCAGAAACUCCCAUAAGGAUUUCCUGGACAUUAUGAAAAGAAACCGAGACAGAUGUGUUGGAGGUGUGGUUCAUUCGUUUGAUGGCACUGUGGAGGAUGCGGCUGCCCUCAUUGACCUGGAUCUGUACAUCGGCAUCAACGGAUGUUCUUUAAAAACAGAGGCAAAUAUUGAGGCAAUGAAAUCCAUCCCUACAGAGAGACUUAUGAUAGAGACAGAUGCUCCGUGGUGUGGAGUGAAGAACACUCAUGCUGGCUCAAAGUUUAUUAAAACUACAUUUCCCACAAAGAAGAAGUGGGAGGCGGGGCACUGCCUGAAGGACAGGAACGAGCCCUGCCACAUCAUACAAGUAUUGGAGAUCAUGGCAGCUGCCAGGAAUGAAGACCCCGUGGAGUUGGCCAACGCUGUUUACGACAACACGAUGAGAGUUUUCUUCUCAGGGAGCUGAUGCUCUGGACCCACACUGGACCUACUCACCAGCCAGUAGACCUCUUAUGGAGUCUCCGCCCCUCAUGGUUUACGUGGCCAAUAGCCAAGUAAAGGCUGAUUCUCAGUGAAAGGAAUGUGGAGUACAUGAAUACUGAGAUGCGUUUGAA